Euleptes europaea (tarantolino) is the source of this 664-nucleotide messenger RNA. RefSeq names its product lipoyl(octanoyl) transferase 2 (gene LIPT2). Gene Ontology annotation, cellular component: mitochondrion. Lineage: Eukaryota; Metazoa; Chordata; Lepidosauria; Squamata; Sphaerodactylidae. The transcript has a single exon. Gene Ontology annotation, molecular function: lipoyl(octanoyl) transferase activity. The record is from RefSeq and is a predicted model, not a curated record. Gene Ontology annotation, biological process: protein lipoylation. Bases 1 to 654 code for a protein of 217 amino acids.
AUGACACUUCCGGUCUCGCUGGUGGCGCAGGAGCACCAUGUGCAGCAGCAGCGGGAGGAGGCUGCGGAGGCCGGGGGGUCCGGGCCGGCAGGGUGGCUGCUGGUGUGUGAGCCGCCAGGCCUGGUGUUCACAGUGGGUGUGCAGGGCGGCUGGGUGGUGGAGGAGCGUCGGCUGCGGGCCCUGGGGGCGGCCUUUGCGUGGGUGUCCCGCGGCAGGCUGCUGACCUUCCACGGGCCGGGGCAGCUGGUGGCCUACCCGGUGCUGGACCUGCAGUGCCUCGGCCUGCCGCUGCACGCCUAUGUGGCCGCCCUCAAGCGCCUGGCCCAGGCUGCUGCCUCCUCCCUCAGCCUCCCGCAUCCCCAGCCCUGGCCCCUGCCCACUACCAGCCUCUGGAUCAGGGACAACAAGCUCUGUGCCAUCGGUGUGCACUGUGGGAGGCAUAUAAUGUCGCACGGCCUGGCUCUGAACUGCUGCACCGAUUUGAUACGGUUUGACCACAUCGUUCCUUGCGGGCUGGAAGGCAAAGGGGUGACCUCGCUAAGCCAAGAACUUGGGAGGCACGUCUCCGUUGAAGAAGCCACCAAACCUUUCUUGGACGCUUUUCAAGAGGUGUUUAAGUGCACUUUGACUGUCUCCGAAGAGCCUUGGAGCUAGGAAGACUUCA